Phaedon cochleariae (mustard beetle) is the source of this 792-nucleotide messenger RNA. The record is from the annotation of a GenBank genome assembly. Lineage: Eukaryota; Metazoa; Arthropoda; Insecta; Coleoptera; Chrysomelidae.
AUGGCGAUUAAGAAGAAUAUCAAAAAACAAUAUAGUACACAUACUUCCUAUUUAAGAGGUACUGGUGGUGGAUCAUAUGUGCCACCACCUACCCCAAAAAAUGGAGAUGAAAAAUUAUUGAUGGAAACAAUUGCCAUUUCAGUAAAAGGGCUCCAGAAUGAAUUUGAUUCUGAUGCACUUGCAGGGUGCUACGGAAUGUCUGCUGCUCAACUCACUUCAAUGGACCAAUCCCAGAUUAUUGAGGUAGAUAUGAUAGAAACAGACUGGAACGAACCACAUGCUCAGUUACUACAAACUCCUAAACAUCCACUUUUGAAUAUUUAUAAUUUAAGUGAUGAUGAAAUAGAAAAAGGAAAUAAAGUUCCAGAGACACAAGAGAAUCAUCCAGCAGUGCUAUCAGAAAAUUUACCAAACCCACAUUCUGAAGAUUUGACAACUCAAAAAGAAUUCAACUUACCCCAACCCACCACAUGGCAAACCAGAAGGAGGCCAGUGAUUCCCAAAAGAAAAACAGUAUCUUCUGUAGCUGGCAAAUUUGAAAUCCUGGCUGAACAAAAAUGCCAGUUGAUUGAAAUUGAGAAAAACAUUGCCAAACAAAGAGAAACUUAUUCCAAAACUGAGCAAGAAAUGAACCUUAAAUUACUGGAGGGACAAAAUGAAGAACAAAAAUUGAAAAUCAAAUUUCUGGAAAGUCAGCUUGGAGAGCAAAAAUUGAAGAUUGAAUUGUUGAAAAUUCAGAUAAACAAUUUACAAUCAGUGAAAAAAAUACAAAUAUCUUCAUCAGGAAGAUGA